Messenger RNA from Passer domesticus (house sparrow), 6240 nucleotides. Its product is annotated as pro-glucagon-like. The record is from RefSeq and is a predicted model, not a curated record. The transcript has 4 exons. Gene Ontology annotation, cellular component: extracellular region. Gene Ontology annotation, molecular function: glucagon receptor binding; hormone activity. Gene Ontology annotation, biological process: negative regulation of apoptotic process; positive regulation of insulin secretion involved in cellular response to glucose stimulus; adenylate cyclase-modulating G protein-coupled receptor signaling pathway. Bases 5143 to 5394 code for a protein of 83 amino acids. Lineage: Eukaryota; Metazoa; Chordata; Aves; Passeriformes; Passeridae.
AGAAGCUGCAGCCAAGCCUCGGCGGCUGAGCAAACACGGGCGGCUUCUGUCCAAGCAAGCAAGUGAAUCUCGAGGCACAAUUUGUCAUCUAAUUGCAGCCACACCCCCCGGGAUUAAUUGCUGCAUUUGAAUUCAAAGCAGGGCAGAUUUACGGCCCCAUCAGGUUUCAUCAGCCGUUACUGGUGAUUGAUGCCCAACUAAAAGCACUGCAAACAGCCAAAAAAAAGGAGCUCUCAUGUGGUUUUUUUUUUCAGAGCUAGGAGUAUUUGGGUUGUUUAAUCAUCCCUAAGCCUGCAAAAGGGGAGAAUUAAAACCUUAGCAACAUUGGCUCCAGACUCCUCUGAAGGUUUUUGGCUCCUGCACGAGGGGAAGUUGCCUCGGGAGGGUGUCUAAGAUUUCCACAGAAUUAUGGGCAGGAAGAAGAGACAGGGAAACAAAAUCCUGAUGUUUUUCCACAUUCAAAGUCAGAGGGACAUUUAGCAGAAAUAAACCUUUAACCAGGAUAAACCAUUAACUACCAUCUGCCUCUGUCUCAGAUAAAGAGGGGAAAUUAACCCCACCCUGCCCCAAGUUCAGCCGUUGUGAGGCUGCAGGUGUGUAAGCAGCGAGGUGCUGGGUCAGAACCAUCCCACAGCUUCCCAAACCAACCCUUAGCCACCCAAAAACAUCCCUCAGCCACCCAAAACCAUCCCAUAACCUCCCAAAAACCUCAAUGUCCCAAACUAUCCCUCAGCAACCCAAAACCAUCCCACAACCUCCCAACACCAUCCCACAGCCACCCAAAAAUAUUCUACACCCUCCCCAAACCAUCCACAGCCACCCAAAACCACCGCACAUCCUCCCAAGCCGUCCCUCAGCCACCCAAAACCAUCCCAUAACCUCCCAAAACCAUCCCACAGCCACCCUAAACCAUCCCACAGCCACCCAAAACCAUCCCACAGCCUCCCCAAACCAUUCCACAGCUUCCCCAAACCAUCCCACAGCCUCCCCAAACCAUCCCACAGCCACCCAAAACCUCCCCACAGCCCCCCAAAACCAGUGCUCAGAGCUGAUGAUGCCCAGAGCUGCCCAGUUCAGCUCCUGUGGGGUCCCAGUAUGAACCAGCAAUUGCUGGUGCUGGGCCCUGAGGGCCUGAGGCUGCUCAGAGCACCCAAGGGCUCCCCAAAAACAUCUGAUAGUACCCAAAAAAGUCUUUCCUCCAUAAAGGAAAUGGAAACCACCUUUCACUGUAGGGAAUGGUGCUGGGAGCACACGGAGAGUGAAGGAGCACCCAGGAGGGUCAGGGAGCAGGAGGAACCAGAGAACAACCAGGGAGAAACAGGGAGAAACAGGGGUCAGUGAGGAGCUCUAGAGAGCAGGAGGAACCACCAAGGAGGGCCAGGGCUGCAGACCAUGCAGGGCUUGGACCCCAGGUGUUUUAGGCAGCGUGGGCUCAGCCGGGUGUGCCCCACGCCCUGCUCCACCCACCAAGGCUGGGGUUCAUCCAGAAGAGGUGAAAUGCACAAGUUCACCCAGGUGAGAGGACUCAGCCUCCAGCCUGACCUCCAGGUGACCCCAAAGACCAGCUCCCAGUGAUGAGGAGGAGCAGUGACACCACCAGAGGUGUCACCAUGGUGGGGGACCCACAGGUGUGCAGAUCCCAGGGGUGAGAGCCCUGUGCUCAACCCCAAAGAGUUUCACCUGCAAAUCCCAUUUUCCCACCCCAACAACGGGCUCAAACUGGUUUCUGCUCCAACCCCCACUGAUGAAACAACUCACUCUCCAGGCUCACAUCCAAGUUUCCCAUGGGCAAAGCCUGUCCUUGGCCCCCCAUGGCUCCAUGUCCGUGUCCAUGUCCAGGGAUCAUGAGCAUUGAGAGCUCAGGGAAGGUGCCUGGGGACAGAAGAGUGCUAGCAGCUGGGGACGAGAAGGACCUCACCCAGUUUGUCACCAGAAACGUGAGAAGAGUCAUAAAUCCAUCAGAAAUGGGAAUCCACCACAGGGAUCAGCCUGAGCUGGGUUUUGGGAAGGGCCAAAUUUUUGACUUCUCACAGCUCAACCCAUCAGGUCCCACUCUUGGCACCAGCUCAGCUUCCCACCCCACUGCUCCUCCCUAGCACCAAGCCUGUGGGACAUCAACUCCAAGAUGUUUCCUGCCAAAAACCAGGCACAAAAGGGAGAGGAAAUAAUCCCCAGCCCUUCAGAGCUGCGAAAGUACCCGGUGAGAACACAGAGUUUCGCUCUGCAGUGGCCCCUCCCUUGGCUCUUCAACACCUGAAAAGCAAAACAGAAAAAACCAGCCCAAAAAAUGCUGAGACCAAACCCAGGCACUCAGCGUCACAGGGGAGGUUCCAGGUGGAACCAGUGACCCAAGGAGGUUUUUCUUCACCAGAUUUGCCUUGGCCACUCUGGCACCUCCAGCUGUGGUGGGGAGGAGGCCACAAACGCCUUCAAGAGGAAAACAGGAGUGAAGAGUGCUGAUACCCAGGGCCCGGGCUCGGAACCACAGCUGGGGACGUUCUCCAGUCCCUGCCCUGGUUGGAGCCUGGGCUGGGCUCUGUGGGCAGCAAAGGCCUCUCGGAGGAGCUAAGGGGAAGCCAAAGUCUCUAUUCUUCCCUGUUAGCUGUAAAUCCACCCAAAAUGAAGCAUCCCCUGGUCUGACCCCACUGCAGAAAUCUGGGUUAAAUUUAAGAGCAGGUUUAAACAUAAACUUGCCUGCCCAUGGCGGGGAUAUGGAACUGGAUUCAAGGUCCCUUCUAACCCAAUCAUCUGUGCUUCCAUGACAAACUCCUCAUGUUCCCAGCCUGAUUUUAGACAGUCCCAGCAGGGCCAUGUCCCACCACCCCCAUGGGAGCAGCCUUGGCUCCUCCUGCCUCUCCCCAUUCCUGGAGAUCAGCUCACCCUCAUGCGAGCUCCUGGGGAAAAACAGGAAAGGGCUGGAUGGGGAAUGGAUGAGCUUCUCCAGAGCUCCUGGAUCUGGAGUCUGGACAUGCUCCAGGAGUUUUUCCUCAUCGGCUUUUUUGGUUCUUGUUCCAUCAGAACAGGAUGCUCCGGUAGCCUCAAAGCUGCUUCUCCAAGGGUGUUCCCAGAGCCAGAGUUUGACCCCAAACCGUCCCAAUUCAGCUGUGAUGUCACUGUGAGGUCACUGACAGCACCCCCAGCUUGGGGCCUCCCACCCCCAAAAUGAGGGAAUCGCCGCGAUCCUUGGAGGGGCAGGACGGGAGUCCUGGGAGCCUCGGAGAAGGGAGGAUGAUGAAGGGCAGGGGAGGAAGGACGGGCAGAGGAAGGACAGACAGACAAACGCUGCCACCUGGUGUCCAUAAAAACCUCUCAAAGUCCUGACCCGGGAUGAAUUCAGCUCUACGGGAUCCCAAAGCUCAGGAUCCUGCCUGUUGGGCUCCUCCAGCCCGGGAGAGCCACCAGCAACUCCAUCCAACUGGGAGAGGGAACAUGACUGGGUUUGCUUGGAAUGGGGAAGCGCCACGUCCCAAAGGGCUGCAGAAAAUCACUGGGGGCUGUGGGGAAAGGGGCCCAUGGGACAUUUCCUGAGGCCACUCCAGCACUGGGAGCCACGGCGAGAAAACCGAGGAGCCUCACGGGGAGCAUGGGCUGAGCUGAAUCUCCCCUCCCUGAGCUGCCAUCUCCGCAGGCAGCACCGUGGCCUGCCGGGCCGGGGGACAUUGCAAACAGUGACACCGUGAGCUAAUUUGGUGGCAUUAAUAACAAGCAUCCCACCUGAGUGACGGGCAGGAGGCCCUCUCCUCCCAAGAUUCAGCUAAUUAAUGUCCCCCUCCCUCGGGUGAUGUCAGGCUCCCUCCAAAGGCCGUGAGUGGCCCUCAUUAAAGGCUCCUCAGGAUGAGUGUCCCCCAAACACCGACCUUAUUUUGACAGUGGCAGUAAUUACAGAGCUCUCCGUGGUGGAAUGACAAUAAUUACCCAGGCACGAGCAGAAAGGUCCUGGGGGGAGAGCACAGAAAGCUCUGGAGAAACAGAGAAAAAAAGAGAAAUCUGGACCUGGAGCCCCCAUCUCUCCUGGUGGGAGAGACGAGGCCCAGCUACCCAGGACUGGCUCUUGCCUCCCACUGCCUGGGAGAAAAGGCACAUUCAGACCCCCAAACACCAAACCCCGGACAUUCUUCUUUCUUGGAAACUCCCCAGAGAUCUCAAACCUGCCCUGGAAACAGCUCCUGCCAUCCACACUGGGAAUGGGGAGCCCCCGGAGCCCACCUGACCCCCAGGUGGGGAGAAGCUCUUCAGGGAGAUGAGGGCUCUGCCCUGGGAGCCCCCACCUUCCUCCAGGCCCAGAUCAGCUCUUUGGAGUUGCCUUCAGUUUUCCUCUCCUCUUUUUUCCUUUUUCCUUCGCUGGCUUCAAGGAUUUGAAACAAACGAGCCCAGUUCCUAUGGGACACCCUUGGAAAACUCUGAACAGUGAGUUCCAGGUGUUCCCAGGGCUCCUGGGCUGAGCCUGGAUGUCUCACGGGGAUCCAGAGCUGCAGCCCCUCAUGGGGCCUCCUUUCACCCCCAAAUCCCAUAAUUUGUAGGGAACAACCCCAGUUUCAGGUCUGGACUCAGGGAGCCACACCAGGCUGGGAUCACAAGUGGGAUCUGCCUGGCUGAGGAGCUGCAGCAGGAAUUUCACAUGGCAGGAAGUGUUUGGAGACACAAAUCAUUGGUUUAUGCCUUUGCUCUUUUUUCCUUCUUCUCUCCAGUGAAGGUGCUGGAAAGGGGAGCCCGUGGGCAGAGGAAUCCGUGCAGGACACGCUGUGCCAGCAAGAGGCCACCUCACCUGAGAGGAGGAAACCCACAGGUCACUGCUUUGGUCCAAAAAGUAGGGGGCAGGGGGGGAAGCAAAUAUAAGAAAAACAGCAACAACAAUUAAAAAAAAAAAAGAAAGAAAAAAGAAAAAAACUUCAUUGAAGGCGUCAGUUGGAAAAUCCACCAGUAACAAUGUUGUCUGCAGCAGCCCCACUCCAGAAAAGCUGUAAUGAUUCACAGUGACCCAUCCAAGGAAAAGCAGGAUACCUGUGACCCACCUGUCAGCUCUGGGCAUCCUCCAGAUGAGCUUAAAAGCACCAGCGAAGAGAAGAGUUCAGCCAGAACCGGCUCGAAGGAGGAAAAUUGGAUCUGGUGUGGAGGGAGCAGCUCAAUCCCCAAGGAGCUCAGAUGGUGUGGUGGCUGUACCUGUCCGGGCUGCUGCUCGCCGUGCUCAUCCCGGCCGGAGGGCAGGUGGCUCCCCAGGACUCGGAGGAGCUGUCCAGAUGGAAGCUGUUUGGACCCCAGAACUCCCAGAGCUUCCUGUCCCACAUCAAGAGACACUCGGAGGGGACCUUCACAAGCGACUUCACGCGGUACCUGGACAGGAUGAAGGCCAAGGACUUCGUGCACUGGCUCAUCAACACAAAGAGGUACAAUUAACAGCAGAUCCAGGCAGCAGCUUUCCAGCCACAUCCACGUGGGAAGGUUGGGCCUCUCCUUGCCCACUGGGAUCAGAAGCUCCAUGGAAGGAUUCACCCACCACCUGCAGCUCCCAGACCCAGCCCAUGGUCCCUGGGAGCUCCACGGAAGGAUUCACUCAUCACCCACAGCUCCCAGACCCACCCCGUGGUUCCUGGCAGCUCCAGGAGAAGGAUUCUGAGCUCCCAGACCCACCCCGUGAUUCUUGAGAGCUCCAGGGGGAGGAUUCCCAGCUCCCAGACCCAGCCCAUGGUCCCUGGGAGCUCCACAGAAGGAUUCCCAGCUCCCAGACCCACCCCGUGGUUCCUGGGAGCUCCACAGAAGGAUUCCCAGCUCCCAGACCCAGCCCAUGGUCCCUGGGAGCUCCUCCUGAAAUCUGCCCCCAUGGAUCAGCCGUGCCUCCAACCUGGAUUUCUCUCUGCCUUCCUCCUGCCCACAGUUUUCCCUAAAUGCCAAUAAAACCUUUGCUCAGUCCUGCAGCUGGCUCCUGAUGUCUCCAGCCUUUCCAAGCAUCCCACCGGGAUCCCACACAGUCCCCGGGGAUUCUGAGCCUCUGACUCCCCACUUGGUGCCUCAUUUUCCCUCAAUCCCUCAAGUUUUGGAUAAAAGGGACAACCAGGGUGUGCCCACCUGACCCCACUGACCAGGACCAAAAGAAAUUUAGGAAAAACCCUGCAGUAAUUACCUUUUUGGUGUUAAGUUAUUCCAAUUUAACCUGGAUCCAAAGAACCUCUUUGGAGUUAAUUUAGUUCUAAUUAAUUACAGGGCAAGAGGGCCCAAAAAAAGCCCAGAAAGGCAGCAGAGGCG